Molecule: messenger RNA, 987 nt
Organism: Chondrus crispus (carragheen)
Lineage: Eukaryota; Rhodophyta; Florideophyceae; Gigartinales; Gigartinaceae
Exons: 2
Coding region: 1-987 (328 amino acids)
Biological process (GO): fluoride transmembrane transport
Cellular component (GO): membrane
Molecular function (GO): fluoride transmembrane transporter activity
Source: RefSeq, a predicted model, not a curated record
AUGGAUAAAACCGCCAGCGCAACUAUCACGAAUAUCUGUGCGAUAUCCAUCGCAGCGAUCUUGGGAGUCCUCACGAGGACAUCGGUUAACCUUCUAUUUGGACCGACUAGGACUGGGAUUCUAUCAGUGAACGAUAUUUUGUUCGCGGACCUCGCCUCGAACUUCCUCGGUUGUUUUGUACUAGGGUGCCAUGUCGUCGUGAAAGAACGAGUCACCAUUCCAGAGGCGCUUGCGCUGGCCAUUUCGACCGGUUACGCCGGAUCCGUAACGACAUUUGCCUCAUGGAACUAUCAGAUCGUCAGGAUGUUCUCUCGGGGACUAUGGCUUGAAGCACUCGGAGGCAUUCUGGUAGGAAUGUGCCUGUCCUUUUGCGCAUUUAUAGUAGGGCGAGAUGUUGGUGUUCUGGUCCUGCACGCUCUACGGCGGCAACAGCAUCAUUCGGCUGCGCCUGAUGAACAGGAGAGAAACCUUCCGUCAAGCCACGGAAACAAAGAUGUUAGCGGAGAAGGUUCCCGCCGAAAGCAAACAAUGAUUACCCUCUCUGUAGUCUGCUUGUUUCUCGCUGGGGAGUCAUUGACGAUUGUCGGGGCUGCUUUGGACAGAGGCAAUCCCACUCGUCGGGCAAUCUGGGCAAGCGCUCUGUACGCCCCUGUAGGAGCCACUCUGAGAUGGAGGUUGUCAUUUUUUAAUCGGAGAAUGCAAGGAUUUCCUGUCGGUACAUUUAUUGCAAAUAUGAUUGCAAUGCUCUACGAUGUAGCAAUCGGUGCUACUCUGAUUCUUUGGGCGGGCGCAUCAUCUGAAGCGCGAUUAUUCCUCAACGCAUCGAUUGCGGGGCUCGGCGGUUCUCUAAGUACUGUCUCAACUUGGGUUGGGGAAGCAUUUGCGAUGAAAAAAUCGCAAAGAUAUAUGUAUGUGGUCACAAGCAUUGUUUGCGCUCAGCUUUUAGGGAUCGCGGUUUAUGGGACAACCUUUUGGCUGCGAGUAUAA